Messenger RNA from Salarias fasciatus (jewelled blenny), 2413 nucleotides. RefSeq lists its product as uncharacterized. The transcript has 3 exons. Gene Ontology annotation, biological process: regulation of signaling; regulation of cell adhesion. Bases 341 to 1675 code for a protein of 444 amino acids. The record is from RefSeq and is a predicted model, not a curated record. Lineage: Eukaryota; Metazoa; Chordata; Actinopteri; Blenniiformes; Blenniidae.
CUGGAGUGUGUGACUGGAAUGCAGCUGCCUGACCAGAGCAAACUCAGACGCUUCUCUUGCUUUUUGGUUUGCAUGGUUAACUGUAACCUUGAACAGAGUGUGCCACCCCUAACAUCGCUUCAUACGUUUGUUGGUUUUGGUUUGAAUUGAGCUUGAAGCACCUUCUUAUUUGCUCCUUCUGAGUUACCUGAGCAAGGAUGGCUGAUUUGAGUUGACACGACUCCUCAAAUCAGCUUGAACUCCUUCAGGGUUUGGUUUUCGAGCUUUGCACUGGUUUGCUAAUCCUUUGCGUCGUUUCGAGUGAGGUUUGCCGUGCUGGAGGAACGUCCGUUUUGGUUGGAUGGUGUGCUGCACUGCUGAUGGGGAAAACAAAGCUGACACUCAUGGUGGGCUGUCUCUCUUGAGCAGCAGCGGCGUCAACAGAUUGGGAGCGCAGCCCCCGAAGCACGGCUCCGUGAGAGUGGACCACCGGCGGGUUGUGUCCACCGACAGCCUGUUCAGGGAGAUAUACGGUGACUCUGAGGAUGAGGAUGAUGAGGUGGGCUACGCUGAUCCCAUCCAAGAUGAUCUAUAUGCCCGAAAGAUGGGCGUCAAACCCCAGCUCCCAAACAAGGCGUCCUACGACAAGUUCUUGCCAAAGUUCUGGACUCCGGAAGAGGACGUGCACUUACAGAAGAUCAAACUGGGCUCUCAGAGGAGACCCUGGUACAGGAAGAUGCAAGGCUUCAGCCAUAAGAAGUCGGGUUCUUCGUCAGACGAUUCGGACUGCGACGUCAGUCCCUGGCUCUCCUCUGCCCCCUCCUCCUCUGGCCCGUCACCCUCUCACCCCCAAACAGCCAAGAGCGCGCCUCAAACCACCCUUGUUGUCGGGAAAAGUCCUCAUGUCCAUCCACACACUCCCCUACAGCUUCCCAAGAUAGAGCCCCCCAUGUUUCAGACCCCCCCUCUGGCGUUUGCCCCCGUGGACCCUACGUCAGGUCCCAAAUUGAUCAAAUGUAAGAGGUGGCCCCUCCUCGGGCGCCAAGACCCCCGGGAGCCCCCCGACCCCAUUGAUUACGAAAGCAUCGUCCCUGACUUGGAGAACGAUGACAUGUUCGCCAGGCGAACGCUGGCCUUCCAGUCCAACUGUGACCUGGUUACCAUGAAGACGCCGCUGCUGGGCGUCCGCCAGCGCUACUCCUCCGAGCCACAGCUGAACAUUGUCACCCAGCGGCACAGCCACGAAGGCACCGAGGAGGCGGAGUUCCCCGACAUCGAGGAGGACGAUGUGGUCUUCCGCAAGGAGAAGAGCCAGCAGGCUCAGCAGCGGCGGCCGCUGUCCGGCGCCCCCGACAACUACGCCCCCAUGCCCAUCCCGGAGCCCUGGUCUCUGCCCCCUGAGCUCAAGGCCAGGCUGCUCUGCCCGCCGUGCCCCCUGUCUCUGAAAGCGGCAGCAGCCAGCCAGAAUCAAGUCGAGAUGGAGACGCGUCCUCAAACGGACGACAUGCUGAUCAGGAAGCUGGGAGUCUGCUGCGGUCAGGGUCAGAGUUCAGCGAGAGCCAGCAGCUUGACCCCGUCUGUGCCGUCCUGCUGCAGUGAGGGCGACCUGCAGAAGUGGCAGCAAAUCAGGGAAGCGAGUCAGUUAAAGCACAGGAAGAAGCUUCUGAUCGAGAGGCUGGCUGCUCUGAAGCUGUAGAGGCAGGCGGACGUCCGGCCGCCUCACGGCUCACGUUCUCCUGACAGUCCAGACGUUUCACUCUGUUUUCUCCUUGUUUCUUUGUGAUAUCGUCUUUGAAUAUUUUCUGUCUGAUAUUGAACUGCUUCUGACUGGCUGAGGAUCGGAUUAACUCUCACUGAAGGGGGUUUUAUCCAGUUAAGCUCCCGUUUCAAAUAAAGAAUGGGUGCCCUCCACUUCCACUGAAUCAGUCAUGAGCGUUACAGUAUAAACCAGACUGAGGCGUCAAGGGGUGAAAUAAACAGUUUUUAUGUUUGAGGUCUUUAUUGUCACUUCAGAAUGAGGAAAAUAUUCAAGUCAAGACAUGAGAUAAAUUAUAUAAUCUUUAUCUGUAGAGAUACACUGAUGUAGACAUAGGUGGAAAGCGUAACAGCAUCAACUCUUGUUUCAGAUGUCGCUACCUCAAAGUGAAAAUUAUUUAAAGGGAAGUCACUGUAGCUCUAUGAUGUACAGUGAGAAUAAAAUAUAUGCAAAAACACAUUGCAUGUAUGUAAACACACCCGCAUAGGGAAUCGACUGCCGUUGUGUAUUCUGAAGUGUGAUUUAGUAACAGUUUUGACCAGACUAUACGGUACAUGGUGUGCAGAACAGACAAAAAAAACAAAUCUGUUGUUUAUUUGUGGAUUUUCCCGAUCAGACCAAGUUUGCCUGUGAAUGAAAAAACGAUUUAUGCUGAAUAAAGGAUAAGAAGCAACCGUA